AUGGGAGACAUUUGCCUAACAGCUGACACUGAAGAAAGGAAAGGUCCUCAGUCCGGAGUCUCUAAUUCUGUUAUUCCCUUCAGGCCAACCAGCUACAGUGAGCCUUUGGUCAAAAGGAAUCUCACCACCGUGACAGAGUUCAUUCUUGUGGGCUUCACAAAUCAUCCUGAACUGGCAGUUCCACUCUUCCUACUGUUCCUCACUUUCUAUCUUGUCACUCUUCUGGGGAAUGUGUGGAUGAUUAUUCUGAUCCAAGUGAAUGUCCAACUCCACACCCCAAUGUACUUCUUCCUUAGCCAUCGUGCCCUCCUGGAUGCCUGCUAUGCCUCGGUAAUCACCCCGCAGAUCCUAGCCACACUAGCUGCGGACAAGACAGUCAUCUCCUGUGGCCGCUGUGUUGCUCAGUUCUUUUUCUUCACCAUCUGUGCAGGCACGUGUUACCUGCUGGCAGUGAUGGCCUAUGACCGUUUUGUCGCCAUGAGCAAUCCACUGCACUGCAAUGUGAUUAUGCCUCCAGGCACCUGCAGGGGCUUGUUAGCCGGGACCUACAUCUGUGGAGUGUCUGGGGCCGUUCUGCGUGCCACGUGCACCUUCACUCUCUCCUUCUGUCAAGACAAUAAGAUCAACUUCUUCUUCUGUGAUCUCCCACCCCUGCUGAAGCUUGCCUGCAGCAACAUGACGCAAAAUGAGAUUGCUAUUCUCUUCAUCGCAAAAUUCAUGUUCCUGGCGAAUGUCAUGAUCAUCUUGAUCUCCUACGUGUUCGUCAUCAGAGCCAUUCUAAGGGUGAAGCGUGCUGGUGGGCGAGCCCAGACUUUCUCCACCUGCACCUCCCACCUCACCACUGUCAUCCUCUUCUUUGGGACACUUGCCUUCAUGUCUCAGAGUAGUAAUUCAGACAAAUCCCCAGAGGAGGACAAGAUCGUGUCUGUCUUUCAUACUGUCAUCACCCCUAUGCUAAAUCCCUUGAUCUACAGUCUGAGGAACAACAAUGUGAAAACCCGCAUUCAGAAAAGUCAUUGGUAA
Molecule: messenger RNA, 1023 nt
Organism: Carlito syrichta (Philippine tarsier)
Lineage: Eukaryota; Metazoa; Chordata; Mammalia; Primates; Tarsiidae
Product: olfactory receptor 9I1-like
Biological process (GO): G protein-coupled receptor signaling pathway; sensory perception of smell
Cellular component (GO): membrane
Molecular function (GO): olfactory receptor activity; G protein-coupled receptor activity; odorant binding
Source: RefSeq, a predicted model, not a curated record